This is a messenger RNA of Boeremia exigua, 606 nucleotides long. RefSeq lists its product as uncharacterized. The record is from RefSeq and is a predicted model, not a curated record. Lineage: Eukaryota; Fungi; Ascomycota; Dothideomycetes; Pleosporales; Didymellaceae. The coding region runs from base 56 to 589 and encodes 177 amino acids. The transcript is spliced from 4 exons.
CACGCAAGGGUACAUUUUACCCAAUUCAUGACAUCCUUCUGUUUAGUUCAUCGCAAUGGAUUUCCGAAGCUUAGACCGCAUGGGCGACUCAGAUGAAUCCAUCUUGGAUGAGCCGUAUCGCCCAUUCUAUAACAUCUUCGCUUCCAAGCCAGUGCUCGUCAAGCAAGACAACAACUACGACCGGGCAGCCUUCAAGGAGAGACCUCUGCUUGGAGUGCUGUUGUUUGACAACGUUGCUUCCGAGGCCCGAGAUAUUGCUGCUAAUGAGAGAACGUUCCUCUCGUGGCUGAAACUCAGUGUGUACAUGUCUAUUGUCGCCGUUGCAAUUAUUUUGAAUUUCCAUUUGAAGUCAAAGCCAUCAGCACUCGAGAAGAAGUGGUCCCUUCCACUGGGGAUUGUGUUCUGGUUGCUUUCGUUGGCAUGCUUGUUGUCUGGACUCUCUAACUACAUCCACACAGUCUCAGGCUACAGUCACCGACAAGCACUCGUGCAAACAGGCUGGAAGACCCAGACGGUAUUCACCAUAGUCGCAGCAGCGAUUGUGGCCACUUGUGUAUUGUUGCUUUCGACGAAUGCCCAAAAUCGGUAGUCUCAUUACAUUCAUAC